Molecule: messenger RNA, 2590 nt
Organism: Octodon degus (degu)
Lineage: Eukaryota; Metazoa; Chordata; Mammalia; Rodentia; Octodontidae
Gene: Epx
Product: eosinophil peroxidase
Exons: 13
Coding region: 2-2149 (715 amino acids)
Biological process (GO): response to oxidative stress
Molecular function (GO): heme binding; peroxidase activity
Source: RefSeq, a predicted model, not a curated record
GAUGCAGCUGCUCCUGGCCCUGGCAGGAGUCCUAGCCACACUCCUCCUCACCCAGCCCUGUGAGGGCACUGUCCCAGUCACCCUUGGGGCAGUGGAGACCUCAGUCCUUCAGGACUGCAUAGCAGAGGCCAAGCUGCUGGUGGAUACUGCUUACAACCAGACCCAGAAGAGCAUCAAGCAGCGUCUUCGCAGUGGCUCAGCCAGCCCCAUGGACCUCCUGUCCUUCUUCAAGCAACCAGUUGCAGCCACCAGGACUGUUGUUCAGGCUGCUGACUAUAUGCAUGUGGCCUUAGGGCUCCUGGAAGAGAAGCUGCAACCCAGGGGAUCCAGGCCCUUCAAUGUCACUGAUGCACUCACGGACCCCCAGCUGCACCUGCUGUCCCAGGCCAGUGGCUGUGCUCUCCUAGGCCAGGCUGAGAAGUGUAGCAACAAGUACCGCACCAUCACGGGGAGAUGCAACAACAGGAAGAGACCCUGGCUCGGGGCCUCCAACCAGGCCCUGGCUCGCUGGCUGCCGGCUGAGUAUGAGGACGGGCGGUCGCUCCCCUUUGGUUGGACCCCUGGCAAAAGGCGCAAUGGCUUCCUCCUCCCUCUUGUCCGGGCUGUCUCCAACCAGAUUGUGCGCUUCCCCAGAAAGAGGCUGACCUCUGACCGUGGCCGGGCCCUCAUGUUCAUGCAGUGGGGCCAGUUCAUCGACCAUGACCUGGACUUUUCCCCAGAAUCCCCAGCCAGAGUGGCUUUCACUGCAAGCGUGGACUGUGAGAAGACCUGUGCCCAGCUGCCGCCCUGCUUCCCUAUCAAGAUUCCACCCAAUGACCCCCGCAUUAAGAACCAGCGUGACUGCAUCCCCUUCUUCCGCUCGGCACCAUCAUGCCCCCAAAACAGGAUCAACGUCCGCAACCAGAUCAACGCACUCACCUCCUUCGUGGAUGCCAGCAUGGUGUACGGCAGUGAGGUCUCUCUUGCCCUGCAGCUCCGCAACCGCACCAACUACCUGGGGCUGCUGGCUGUCAACCAGCGCUUCCAGGACAACGGCCGGGCCCUGCUGCCCUUUGCCAAUAUGCAUGAUGACCCCUGUCUCCUCACCAACCGUUCUGCACGCAUCCCCUGCUUCCUAGCAGGUGACUCCCGGUCAAGUGAAACCCCCAAGCUGGCAGCCCUGCAUACCCUCUUUAUGCGAGAGCACAACCGGCUGGCCACUGAGCUGAGACGCCUGAAUCCCCACUGGAGUGGAGACAAGCUGUACAAUGAAGCCAGGAAGAUCGUAGGGGCCAUGGUUCAGAUCAUCACCUACCGAGACUUUCUGCCCCUGGUUCUGGGCGAGGCCCGGGCCAGAAGAACCCUGGGACGCUAUCAGGGGUAUUGCUCCAACGUGGACCCGAGAGUGGCCAACGUCUUUACCCUGGCCUUCCGUUUCGGCCACACCAUGCUGCAGCCCUUCAUGUUCCGCUUGGACAGCCGGUACCGGGCCUCAGCACCCAACGCCCACGUCCCGCUUAGCUCCGCCUUCUUUGCCAGCUGGCGAAUCGUGUUUGAAGGUGGCAUUGACCCCAUCCUCCGAGGCCUCAUGGCUACCCCUGCCAAGCUGAACCGUCAGGAUUCCAUGGUAGUGGAUGAGCUCCGGGACCGUCUUUUUCAGCAGGUGAGAAGGAUCGGGCUGGACCUGGCAGCCCUCAACAUGCAGCGCAGCCGGGACCACGGCCUUCCAGGAUAUAAUGCGUGGCGGCGCUUCUGUGGGCUUUCCCAGCCCCGGAACUUGGCACAGCUUAGCCAAGUGCUGAAGAAUCACGGUUUGGCAAGGAAGUUCUUGAAACUAUACGGGACACCUGACAACAUUGACAUCUGGAUUGGGGCCAUUGCAGAACCUCUUUUACCAGGGGCCCGUGUAGGGCCUCUUCUGGCUUGUCUCUUUGAGAACCAGUUCAGAAGAGCUCGAGAUGGAGACAGGUUCUGGUGGGAGAAACGGGGUGUCUUCACCAAGAGACAGCGCAAGGCUCUGAAACGGAUUUCCUUGUCUCGAAUUGUGUGUGACAAUACUGGUAUCACCACCGUUUCGAGGGACAUCUUCAAGGCCAAUAUCUACCCGCGGGGCUUUGUCAGCUGCUACCGUAUCCCCAAGCUGAACCUGUCAGCCUGGCGAGGCAAAUGAGGCCUCUGCAGGAGUCUGUGCCAAGCCCCAACCCCAGGAAGGAAGGGAAAGGGAAGAUCGCGAGGCUGAGGCUGCCUUCACUGCUGGAGCAACUACUGCCUAUUCAUAGUUUUGCUAACUGCAACUCACUGCUGACGACAUUGGCUGAGAGGGAAGGCUGGGGCUCCUAGCAACAAUGGACCCACCCACCUUGGGAGCCUCUUAAAGACUAGGUAUGGAUUAGCACCAGAUCCAAGGACUGGUGAGCCACGCCAUGAGGCCUUGAGGUUCUAGCUGGAGCCAACUGAAGGACUUCCAGCACUUUCUUCCAUUUCCCUGCCAAUACCACCACCACUGCCACAACCAGAAGGCCACGAAGUCCCAGUCUUGCCACCCCACGAUCCUGAGCCUGCAGGCUGGGAGCAUGCUGUUUCUAUUAAUAAAGCACUGCUGAGGGCAGGG